GGCUGCUGCCGCGCGCCGGCGGCCCCGCAGGUCCGCUCGACAUGGCGCUGAGGCGGGGUCCGCUGCUGCGGCUCCGCGACCUCUGCGUGCUGCUGCUUCUCGGGGGCUGCUUGGUAGGGGCAGUGAAUCUCAAAUCCAGCAAUCGCAACCCAGUGGUUCAGGAGUUUGAAAGUGUGGAAUUGUCCUGCAUCAUUACAGACUCUCAGACCAGCGACCCCAGGAUCGAGUGGAAGAAAAUCCAAGAUGACCAGACCUCAUACGUGUUCUUCGAAAACAAAAUUCAAGGGGACCUGGCAGGUCGUGCAGAAAUACUGGGGAAAACAUCCCUAAAGAUCUGGAAUGUGACACGCUCAGAUGCAGCCCUCUAUCGAUGUGAGGUGGUUGCUCGAAAUGACCGCAAAGAAAUCGAUGAGAUUGCCAUUGAGCUGACUGUGCAAGUGAAGCCGGUAACCCCUGUCUGCAGAGUACCCAAGGCUGUCCCUGCAGGCAAGAUGGCCACGCUGCAGUGCCAGGAGAGCGAGGGCUACCCACGGCCUCACUACAGCUGGUACCGCAACGACAUGCCCCUGCCAACGGACUCCAGAGCCAACCCCAGAUUCCGAAAUUCCUCUUUCCUAUUGAACUCUGAAACAGGCACACUGGUUUUCAGUGCUGUUCAUAAAGAGGACUCGGGGCAGUAUUACUGCAUUGCUUCCAAUGACGCGGGCUCGGCCAGGUGUGAGGAGCAGGAGAUGGAAGUCUAUGACCUGAACAUCGCUGGCAUCAUCGGAGGGGUUCUGGUGGUCCUGGCGGUCCUGGUCCUGAUUACGCUUGGCAUCUGCUGUGCAUACAGACGUGGCUACUUCAUCAACAGCAAACAGGAUGAAGAAAGUUACAAGAACCCAGGGAAACCUGACGGUGUGAACUACAUCAGGACAGAUGAGGAGGGCGACUUCAGACACAAAUCCUCGUUUGUGAUCUGAGAGCUGGCGGAGUGGCCGAGAGCACACGCAGAUACCUCGACUCCACCCACACUCUUGCCAAGGGCCGCCGUGGGCUGUGCACACCGAAGAAGCCAGCGCGCACACGGACGCUUUUGUGUUGGCCAAAAUUGAUUGCUACUCCUGUCUUACUCUCUAACAAGCCACACGAAUAAAAGAGCCUUCCUGGAGAUGGCACAGGAACCACCAGGGAAGAGCAGCUCAGCGAGGCGAGUCUGCUGCUGGCCCGGGCCCCACGUGGGCAGCAGGCGAUCGCAAAGGUCCUGCCCGCAGCAGCUCUUCUGAGCUGCGCACUGGGCCUGCACUUGCAUGGGCAGUGCCACCGCCGGGCGAGGCCGCCUGCGUGAGUGGGUGCGGGUCAGGCUGUUGCGGCAGCUGCGUGCGCGGGUGAGGCCGCAGCCUCGGUCCGAGAGCCCCGUAAGGGUUUGCGAGUGGGGCUGUUCUGGGCCUAAACCUGCACUCUGCUUCAGGCUUACCCAUCUCAGAUCUUUCAGACCUGCGUUUGAAAGAAACACGCUCAGAGGAUAAACGGCUUUCUUCCCCAGGUGCCCUGUGUGUUGGGGCUUGAGGAAACCCUUUUGUCUUAGGCUAAGUCUGAAACGGUACUGAAAUACGCUUUUCUCUGGGUCUUGCUUAUUUUAUAACACUUUACAUUCUAAAUUUUUGCUAAAGAUGUAUUUUGAUUAUUGAAAAGAAAAUUUCUAUUUAAACUGUAAAUAUAUUGUCAUACAGUGUUUGAAAACUUAUUUUUUUAAGAGUUGAGCAUAAGGUGGAAGUUCCAAGCUACUAGUGUUAAAUUGGAAAGUACCAUUAAUUCUUUUAGCCAAAGAACCCUUUCCAGGAGGUUCUCCAACAUCCCUCUGUCCAUCCCAGUGAUAGUAUUUGCAUAAGAAAACUUAGGCAGCUUGCACAUCAGACCGACCGUGGUUGCUGAUGCUUCACGGUGCAGUAUUCCCAGCAGCAGUGUGGACAUUCCUGCGCCUUUCCCAGAGCAAGCCCGGGAGCACCUGUGUCCCGAGACAGACUGCAUGGCGGGACCGUGGGGCGGGGCUGCGCCCGUGGAUGCCUUUGCGGCCUGGGCAGCCUGUGUCCCCCUGCUUUGCUCAUGCUGCUCACGCGCCAGUGUUUGGGCUUGCGUCUGCUGUGUGACGUCCCAGCUUCAAGCUCCUGUGCAAAACUGUGUGCUUGAGGGUGGCUCCCAGAGCAGAGCCUCCUCUGCUGUGUUGGGAAGUUCACUGGGUGCGGUGCGUGACGGCCCAGGGCCAAGGGCAAUUUUGAAGCCAAAUCUCUGAGCUAUUUUUUAAAGAAAAUAAACCCACUGGUCCUCUUUCCCCUGAAGGAAGCACGCUGGCACCUUUGCGCCAUAACUGUUGGGUGGUGGCAGCCAGCCUUUGGAAGAUCAGGUGUUCCAGCCAGGGUCAAAGGCCCUUGGGAGGAAAAGAAUGCCUGUGUCGGAAGCAGUUUUCUAGUUUUGAUUUGAAUUUUUUACCCACCUGACGCUGCUCGCUUUUCAGGGGUGUGAGAAACUCCUGGCGGAGCCUUUGAGCUGCCGAGUGGAUGGGUGGUCUCAGGCGCAGUACACUGCGGCGGACUCCUGGGGGCAUGAGGCUCGAGCAGGCGCGCCGCACGGGCAGAUGCCGUCGGGUGCCAGAGCGAGUUUUUCCUGUAGAAUGCAGUCUGUCACGUGAGGCUCAGUUUUAUACUUCCAGUUAUUUUUCAUUGAGUACUGGGCAUGUGCUGCUUGCUGUUAUGCAGCCUGUCAUCACCUGGGAUGCUGGGCAGGGACAGCGGGCAGCUCUUCGGCACCCACUCCCUCCGAGGUUCCUGUCUCCUUGGGUGUCUGGCUGUGGGCACCCACUUCCUCUCCAUGCUCUGGGGAGGCAGGGUGGUGCCCCACUCACUGCUGGGAAUCAGCAUGCUGCCACUGCCUGGGGUCACCGUGAUGGGACGCCUCCGGUUCUUACAUUCUUGUGCACUAGUGCCCUGGGGCCCCGGCCUGUGGUCCAGACCUGAGGGAAGGAGGGCUUGUCAGUGCCCCUCACGCAGGCUGUUCCUCAGGCCUUUGGUAUGAAUGUUGCUGUAUGUAGGCAUUACAGAUUUGUACUAACACACAUGUAAUUCGGUAUUUGUUAAAAACUUCAUUUAUAAAAGCUUUAAAAACA
This is a messenger RNA of Octodon degus (degu), 3142 nucleotides long. RefSeq names its product junctional adhesion molecule 3 (gene Jam3). The record is from RefSeq and is a predicted model, not a curated record. Bases 42 to 962 code for a protein of 306 amino acids. The transcript is spliced from 9 exons. Lineage: Eukaryota; Metazoa; Chordata; Mammalia; Rodentia; Octodontidae. Gene Ontology annotation, biological process: cell adhesion; angiogenesis. Gene Ontology annotation, molecular function: protein homodimerization activity; protein heterodimerization activity.